AUGGGAGUGCUCAUGUCAAAGAAGCAGCAGGUGGAGAAGGUGCAGAAAUGCAACGCCGUCGUCUUCGCCUUCCAAGCCGGCGUCAAGGACCGGCCCCCCACAGGCAAACAGGGGGACGGAGACGUGGAGGAAGAGGACGGGUCGGCCAACCCUGAGGGGAAGAACGGCGAGGAGGCGGAGAAGGAGGACACGGACAGCGGCGCCGCCCCCUCGACCUCCCAGCAGGCCGCCGCCGCCGCCUCCAGGGACGAGUGCAAGGCCAACAACGAGGCGUGGUCACGGCUACGGGACGGGAAGGGGGUGGAGCCCGAGGAUCUCGACAAGACCCAUCAGCUCACACCGCCGGCGUUCGUGCGGCCCAAACGGGAAGCGGACGACGACCAGCCGGUGGAGGUGGAGCUGGAUAAGAAGGAGCAGCCGCCGAGAGACGAGAUGUGUGACGUGUGCGAGGUGUGGACGGCCGACGACCUGUACCCCUGCAGGGUCUGCACACGCAUGUUCCAUGACGGCUGCCUGAGGGAGCUGGGCUACCUGCGCACCGAGGCCCUGCAGGAGAUGAGAGAUGCAGCCCACACAGUCACCGGCUGGAGCUGCUACUAUUGUGAUAAUCUGAAUCUGCUCCUGACAGAGGAAGAGAUGUACAGCCUCAUGGAGACGUUCAAGCAGUGCAAGAUCAUCCCGGAGUCGUGCCUGGUGUCGGACGAGCUGCUGCAGUAUCGCCACUUCGUGUCCAAGCAGCAGUUUGAGAAGGACCUGACGGACGAGCAGGAGGAGGAGGUGCUGGCCCAGUUCGUGUCGCUGGAUCCGGAGAAGAAGGGUCACAUCGAGUGGUCGGACUUCCUCUACUUCGAGUCCCUGGCGAUGCUGAGGAAGUUCCGCACGGAGAACUCAAUGAUGCGCCUGUUGACUGCCAAGGAGAGAGACAAAGCUCGCUCUGUGUUCCUGGGUCUGGAUCUGGAUAAAGACGGCCUGAUAACACGGGCAGAGUGUCGCCAGGCCCAGUCGUCCUGGUUCAACAAUCCCAACAAGGACUCCCAGUCGUGCAACGUGAGUAUCAGUCAGGUCGGCCCCAUGUGUGAGAGCAGUCCAGGCAGCUCUGGCAGCGAGAGGAGCAAGACUGGUGACAGCAGGCCGGUGACCUGGGCGGACUUUCUAAAGGAGAGUGGCAUCUACAUUUUGGCUGCACGCCCCAAUAGCUCCGCCAUGCACAUCCAUCUGCCUCUAUAG
Molecule: messenger RNA, 1227 nt
Organism: Limanda limanda (common dab)
Lineage: Eukaryota; Metazoa; Chordata; Actinopteri; Pleuronectiformes; Pleuronectidae
Gene: phf24
Product: PHD finger protein 24
Exons: 7
Coding region: 1-1227 (408 amino acids)
Molecular function (GO): calcium ion binding
Source: RefSeq, a predicted model, not a curated record